AAUGUCAAGAUAAACGUCAGUUACUUAGCAACAGUUACUACGCCAAAUAAACAUGCAAUCGUGCCAAUUUGCAUCAGAUAAUCAACCGUACAAUAUAAUUUAUUUAUACACAUUAAUUAAUCUUGAUUUACUUGUAUUUUGAAGUUAUACGUUUAUUCCACAAUGGACACCAACAAAACAGUCGGUAUCGCUCCAAGUCCGGAAUGUGUAAGAGGUGUCGUAGCGUGUCAGUGCGAAUUGGGUCGAGAAAAAAUACUCACUGCCCCACCUUACAAACGCGUGUCUUCACCACCAGCUGAUGAUAGCAAGACUCGACACCAAACCGCACCAUGUGCGAGGGAUCCGGAGCAAUACAAAUGCCCCAUUAGCCACAUUUUAAUAACAUUCAAAUCGCCAUUACAACCCAACGACGUGUUCAACAAGGUCUUCCCAGCAAAUACGCCAGUCAAAUUUGUGAAACGAAAAUUAGCCAAAUUACUCUGUGUAUCUAACAGUAAUCUUUUAUUAACAAAGAAUCGAACAGUUUUGAAAGAAACAAGUGUCUUGUCUGAUCUGAAAACCGAUGCUCUAGGUAAUCUUAAUAUUGAUGUGUUCACGAAGGAUUCAGAAGAGUUUAAUUUGUCCGCAAUACCCAAAGAGUCCUAUGUCCACGAACUUCUCCAUGCAGUUAUACCGAAAAAGAAAAGCAUGCCAUUUAUAGCAAUCAAGUUUCAAGUUCGAAAUCAAAACGGAACGUUUACUCGCUCGUAUCAUUCCAUAAUGAAAGUGCAUGAAAUUAAAAAGAAUUUAGCUGGACUUUUUGAAGUAGAUCCUGACAAUCUGGUACUGCUGAGAGGGGAGCAACCCUUGAAGGAUCGAAUGGCUCUUUUGGAUUUAGACUAUGACAAGUAUGGAAUAGUGGAUGUAGAUCUACUAACGAAGAACAACGAGAAGUUAAACUUAGAAAAGCUAUACAAAGAGAUACCAAUUAAUGAUGUUUUAAGUGUAACGGUGCCGUUUGGUAGUACCGUGAGACAAGUAAAUGUUGAAAUAUUUUCAGAACUUAUUGAAAAGCCUUAUUUAGGCGGUUACAGAAAUGUACAAACAGGUGUGGUGUAUCAUCAUGCCUUUACUCAAACACCGCAAAAAACCGAAAAGUUACCGCCUGAAAAGAAAAAUUGCAGAGACACUCAAACUGCACAAGAACGCGAAAAAAUUUAUGAUACAGCCUAUAGCCGGGCUACACAAAUGAAUACAGUUCAUGCGUAUAUUCCAAACGUGACGGAUGUUAUAAUUGUGCCGAAACCAUACGAAACCUACGAGGAAAUGAUAAGACGUCUUAACCAUGAUCACUAUGCCUCGAUAAUACAACGAGCCUUCAAGCAUCAUCAGUUCAGACAGAAAGUUGAAAAAUGGUUGAAGUCGUGUUUGGAGAAAAUAGCAAGAAUGAAGGAGGAGGAACGAUUGGAAAGAGAUGCUAUGGAGAGACGUCUGCGUAGGGAUUUAGUAACUAAAACAUUUCCAAAAACACGCGAAGACUUUGAUCAGCUGUAUGCCAUGGUUGAUCGAUGGAAACACGCUGAAAUAGCAAGAAUAUCUCAGUUACACUCAAAAGGUCCUAAGAUUGCGGAGUUUACGUUGCUAUUAGACAAGGAGGUAGAGCUGCUCAGAUGUAUUGAAGCUUACCGAGUCAAAGUAAAAGAUGAUAGUCGCAAGACCAAAGAAAAACAAUUUCUAGACGAAAUAUCUAAACCCGUCACAUGGUACGGACGUGACGGAAAAUUAAUAUUAAUGGAAACGGUGGAGAUACAGAAGGCUAGGAAGCUAAGAGAACUUUAUAGUUCUUUUCUGAGGGACGAUAUGGAGGUUAAAGAACGAUUGGAACUUCUUGUUGAUAUGAAAUUCGCAUUGCAAGAAUUCAGUCAUCCGUUAGCAGACGAAAUAAUAUCACUUUUAGACAGAGAAUGUGAUCUUGUUGUGCGUCGCUGCAAUGACUAUCAACUUGAAUUCUUGCGACAAAGAGUGGCCGCCAGUGUGUUUCAAUUAAUAAAAACAUCUGAAUUGAAUUCUGGCGUCACUAAGUCUAAAGAUAUACGAGAUUACAGAAAGAUGCAGAAUAGCAGAUUGCACUUCUGCGAACUGUGCCAUCAAGUGAAACCUUAUUCAGAAUUUCCAUUGAAUGCAAAAAUGAGUGGUUUUCUCGUAUGCAUGUCGUGUUCCUGGAAGGAUGUGACGGAACGUAGCUGGAUAGACAUGACACCGUACAGAUUUAUCCUUCGAGCCGUGCAGCGCGAUGAACGACGUCGGAAGUGUUGGGGGUCGCUGGCCUUCGUGCUUCAGGAGAAGGAUAUAUUCUUCAUCGUGGAGAAACUAUGGCAUUCUCACUCGGCAAUAAGCGAGUGCAGCGACAUUACUGAACUCCGUCUCUGCAGGUGGUAUGUUACUGAGGACUGGUCGCCGUGGAACUGUUUCUUGGUCACGGUACAAGAGAUGAAGGCACAUUUAAAGCUCGAACAUCCUGAGGAAGUGUAUGACGAGGAACUUGUUCAGAAGGUCCAUAACAAACACAAAUUAGCCAAAGCUAACUUCGAGCAGUUAAUGUCUGUGAACAAACGGUUCACGGAGACAGGCGACUGGCAAGGAAUUCGCGCUCCGGCUGUUGCUAGAGAAGAUGCAGUAGAGAAAUUAAUAUUUUGAACACGCUUUUAAUCAAAGAAUAAUGAAACAAUACAAUAGUCUUGCACUCUAUUUGCGACUUAAGUUCGUUUACAAUUAGUGCUAAAUUUUAUGUCACGUUCAAGAAAUAGUAGGUACAUCUUACGGCCUAUGUGGUAAUGUAUAGUUACAUAGUUAUUAUUUAUUGAUUAAUCUUGGAAUAUGUUCGUAGUAUUUCACCACUUCAAAUCGAGCCACAUCUUCGCCGCGGUGCAAAAAUCCCGUGGUUAGAUUCUUAAAUAUUUUUUUUUCUAGUCUUACAUUGUAGAUGCCGUACCUAUUAUAGUAUGUUUAGAAUACACAGUCGCCCAAUUUUUAAAUUCUACAACGGCGUUUUGAAUCAUUUUCUAAUGCAGAUGGCAGAUUGGCUAAUUAGUAGCUUUAACGAAUGUGACCGAGGUCGUUGUUUCAACCGUGGAUAGGUAAAGAUAACGGCGUUGUUACACUGAAAAAUCGCGCCUCACUGUGAGAACGCUUGCAAUGCACCAGUGUGAUCAGGCCUUUAUCUUUACUUCACCAAUCAUAAACAGGCCGUAAUAUCAACUUUUGGUAGUUAGUUUUAGCUUAGCUGCGAGUUAUAGGGUUAUUUACAUAUUUUAAUUUAUUUAUCGUUAAAUAUUGUAUAAAAAUUGUUGAAAAUUAAAGAUUUACUCCUUA
This is a messenger RNA of Manduca sexta (tobacco hornworm), 3351 nucleotides long. Its product is annotated as IQ and ubiquitin-like domain-containing protein. The transcript has 5 exons. Gene Ontology annotation, biological process: cilium assembly. Gene Ontology annotation, cellular component: acrosomal vesicle; motile cilium. Lineage: Eukaryota; Metazoa; Arthropoda; Insecta; Lepidoptera; Sphingidae. The record is from RefSeq and is a predicted model, not a curated record. The coding region runs from base 163 to 2676 and encodes 837 amino acids.